Molecule: messenger RNA, 1266 nt
Organism: Dracunculus medinensis (Guinea worm)
Lineage: Eukaryota; Metazoa; Nematoda; Chromadorea; Rhabditida; Dracunculidae
Source: the annotation of a GenBank genome assembly
AUGGCAUCAAAUUCAACGAAUUGUUCUCGUAGUCUCUCAUUAUUGAGUGAUUCAACGCUAGAUGAUAGUGGCAAAAUUUCACGAAAAUGGCGAGAAUCACUUCCUUCUCCUGUGAUUCCCAAAGCCGACUUAAGCAUUUGGACAAUUCUGCGACAGUUCGUUGGAAAGGAUUUGACACGUAUUACCAUUCCAGUCAUUUUCAAUGAACCAUUAAGUUUCUUACAAAGAUUAGCUGAAUACAUGGAAUAUUUUGAACUGCUAGAAAAAGCUGAAAAUUGCGAUGAUGAAGUCGAACGAUUUGAACUAGUUAUUGCAUUUAUUAUAUCCUCUUUAUCGAGCAAUUAUUUGCGGUUCGCGAAGCCAUUCAACCCAUUGUUAUUUGAAACCUUUGAAUUAGAUCGAUCAAAUGAAGAAGGUUAUCGCUUCGUAGCUGAGCAAGUUAGCCAUCAUCCACCUAUUUCCGCUUUCCAUGCGCAAUUUCGUUUUGGAGAAUUUUUUGGCACAGUGUCUCCACGUGUAAAGUUCUGGGGCAUUUCAAUUGAAAUUUUGCCUUGUGCUAAAAGGAAAGAAAUUUACACAUGGGAUGCGGUCAACAUAUCAGUGCAUAAUAUUAUCAUGGGAGAAAUGUAUAUGAAGUUGAAUGGUCAAAUUAAUGUUCGAUGUGGACUGGAUAAGGAAUGUAAAAUCAUACUGAAAAACAACUAUAGAGAACGAGGAAUACAAAAUGGUUUUUUUGAAGGAUCACUUUGCAUAUCUGGCAAAAUCGUUCGAUCCCUAUACGGUAAUUGGAUAAAUUUUUUUGCUACGUGUCAUCCGAAAGAUUUCGACAAAAUUUAUCAAUCGUGGUUAAACGUAUAUCGGUCGUGCAUUAAUACAUCAGAUGAGGAAAAAUUGCCGCUCAUUAAGAAUUCUAAAUUAUUAUGGAGGUGCGCGCCACGCCCAUUGAAUUCAGCUAAUAUGUAUAAUUUCACGUCCUUCUCUCUGCUUUUGAAUGAUCCAGAUUAUAUUAAUGAUUUUCUUCCACGAACUGAUUCGCGAUUACGGCCUGAUAUACGUCGAUUGGAACAGGGGGAAAUGGAUGAGGCAGCUAAUCAGAAAGGUAUUUUGGAAGUAAAGCAGCGCGAAGCUCGAGUAUUUUCUCAAAAAAAUGGUAUUAUCAAACAACCAAGGUGGUUCAAUGAAAGUAAAGCGGCGAAUGGACCUUCUUGGAUUUUUAAUGGAAAGUAUUGGGAUCGCAGUUUUGAAGAUUGUGAAGAUAUUUAUUGA